Messenger RNA from Effrenium voratum, 516 nucleotides. The record is from the annotation of a GenBank genome assembly. NCBI's taxonomy places the organism in Eukaryota, Dinophyceae, Suessiales, Symbiodiniaceae.
AUGGAGGAAGCAGUGGAAGCCUUCAAGAAGAAGUUCCCUCAGGUCAUGGCCAAGGCCAAACCAGACUACCUGGGCACUUCCUGCAGUGAAGAGGAUCUUCGCAGACGUUUCCAAAGCCUUGGGCAAACAAUCGGACGAGACGAGGCUUUAGGAUUAGUGUUAGGUGAGCCUUUGCUUCUAGCGAUGCAGGAGGAGAAUCUCAAAGCCUCCUGGGAGGCCAUGCUGGAGGUGGCCAAGUCGGAUCGUUUGGCCGCAUUGCGGGUGGUGAGAAAGCGUCCGGGGGCUUUGAUCGCACCAGCCGCAGGCUUCAAAGGGAAGAGUUUGGGUGAAUUUGAGGCUGUGGCGCAGAUGGAAGAUGCCUUCCGACCCGCCACCGACACCUUGAAGAGUCUCGGCCCUGAGGGUAUCGCCUUGGGAGCCGCCGCCUUGGGCAUGGCAGCCCUGGGAGCCAUGGGCGCCAAAGCGGCAGCAAGACCCCCGUUGAACUCCAAAGGAGUGACAAAGCCCAGGCGCUGA